This is a messenger RNA of Chlorella variabilis, 2352 nucleotides long. RefSeq lists its product as hypothetical. Gene Ontology annotation, molecular function: copper ion transmembrane transporter activity. NCBI's taxonomy places the organism in Eukaryota, Viridiplantae, Chlorophyta, Trebouxiophyceae, Chlorellales, Chlorellaceae. Gene Ontology annotation, biological process: copper ion transmembrane transport. The transcript has 12 exons. The record is from RefSeq and is a predicted model, not a curated record. Bases 1 to 2352 code for a protein of 783 amino acids. Gene Ontology annotation, cellular component: membrane.
AUGGCGGCAGCGGGCCAGCUGCCGCGGCUCCUACCGCGCCUGCUGCUGCUGUUGGUGGCAGUCGCCGCCCCUCUGGCCAGCGCACAGACCGCCUGCGAGAUGAACCCGACCGUGGCGGCCUGUGAGAGCUACACUGUGGCAGAGGCGGUGCUGCAGCGGGACCUGGCCAGCCUCUGCGGCAGCUCCCAACUCGGCGGCGCAACUUACUCGGGUUGGCCAGCGGCCUGCACGCUGUGGCACGAGUGCCAGCAGGGCCGCGCCGCACCAGCCAGCUGCCAGCCACUGGCGCUACUGCAGACGGCCUGCAACGAGUCGCCCAUGCUGGAGGCCUGCAUGCCCUACCUGCUGAUGUGCGCCCCACAGUCGGUGGUGCGGCAGUGCGCGCAGCAGCCUCCCAUCCGGCAGCUGCGCUCCUCGAUGCAGCUGUACACGGCGGUCCAGGAGCUGUGCGCUGCAGAUGCCGACCUGCAGGCCGGCGAGUGCCGCAGCUGCAGCGCCCAGACAUUUGACCCAGACAAGGUGACGGUGCAGGCACUGCAGGCCAACUGCGCAGAUCCCCUAGGCUCGCUGGCGGCCCUCUGCCUUGAGGAGCAGGGCCUGAGCGGCAGCACACUUGGCAGCACCGCAGGCGACCAGAACGACACAUGCAGCACCUGGGCCUCCUUCUGCCUGUCGGAUGUCGGCAGCGGCUUCUGGGGCCUGUGCGGCGGCAAGCGCAACGGCACCGCGCAGGCGCCCGCAGCAGCAGCAGUGCCGUCGCCCUCCCCCGUGGCGGCAAGCCCGCCGCCGGUGCAGCUGCUGCAGCCGCCGUCGGAGCGGGCGAGCGCGCAGGGGCAGCUGGUGCCGGGCUCCUCGCUGACGGGCGCAGAGAGCGUGACAGGCACCACGGAGGCCGCCCCGCCUCCCUCGCCACGCCCAGCAACAACAACACCCGCUGGCAGUGUCGCGGCGCCUGCCACAUGCUACGAGGACCCUGGGCUGGAGCGGUGCCGCAGCUUCCAGCAGUCUGACGAGGCCUCAGUGGCUGACAUCCAGCGCCUGUGUGAUGCCAUGCCCAGCAUGGUGGGCUGCGGCCUCUGGGACCAGUGCAGCACCGGCGCAGCAAGCGGCAGCUACUGCCAGCCCUUCAGCGCCCUGGGCAGCAUCUGUCUGGCCAACCCCGCCACCGACGGCUGCCAGCGCUGGGCCUCGCUGUGCACCACCGCCGGCAGUGUGGUGCAGCAGUGCAUCACAGCUGCCCCCAUCCGAACCGUGAUGGGCACGAGCCAGACCAUGGAAGCCGUGGCACAGGCGUGCAGCUUGCAUGGCGCCAGCGUGGCGGGGUGCCAGCAGUGCGCCGCAGGGUGGCGCAGCUGCACCAACCCGCUGGCAGUACUGAGCCGGCUGUGCCUGGCCUCGCCUGAAAUCUCACAGUGCAGCAAUUUUGAGGUCAUGUGCGCCGAGGCGGGCACCACAUUUAGCAGCCUGUGCGGCCGCGGCACCCGCACCAUCGCCAGCGGCAUCGCUGGCAAUAGCAGCAGCGGCGGCAGCAGCGAGGUCCCUGCCACCGCCAGCAGCGGCGGCGGUAACAGCAGCAGCGAGGUGGAGGCAGUGGCGAGGAUGUACCUGCAUGCAUCCAUGUCUGCCAUGAUUUUGUUCAAGUCUUGGGUGCCCUCCUCUGGGGGAGCCUACGUGGCUUCCUGCCUGGCCAUCAUUGCCAUUGCCGUGGUGGCCCUCAAGGCGCUCAACUUGCACCUCGAGGCAUGCUGGGCAACGCAGCUGACAGGGGCAGAUGACUCUGUUGGCGGUGGCGGCGGCUUUGGCAGCUUAGACUAUGGCAGCAGCCCAGCCCGCGCCAGCCUGGACAUAAAGGACCCACGGCGCAGCAGCAACAUGCCCAUGCUGCGGCAGAGCAUGCGGCAGAGCAGCAUGACGCACCAGCAGCAGCAGCACCCUCAGCAGCCCCAGCGGUUCAUCACCCGGCCAGAGGCAAGCUGCGGUUUUGCUGCGCCACUCGCGUUCCUGCAUGCGCGUUGGGCACCAGGCGCCCUGGCGCGCAAUGUCGUGCGGUCUGCCUUGACGGGGGCUGCCGUGCUGCUGGACUACUGCCUGAUGCUGGUGGUGGUCACCUUCAACCUGGGACUCAUCCUCUCCGCAACCCUGGGCUUCUGCCUGGGCGCGCUGGCCUUUGGGCACCUUGGCGAGCGCGUGGCGGCGGCAGCAGCGGCGGCGGCAGUCGAUGUCAGAGCGCCACCCAUGGCGGUGCCGCGCACCACCAGCCUGCAGCCCACCCCAGAGAACGACACGGAUUUGCAGUACAUCACCUCGCACCAGCCCCUCCCGCCGCACACGCUGGGAGUGCGCAUUCAGUAG